GGUCCCUGUCCUUCACCUCAGUGUACUCAAUCUAUUGUGCAGCUCCUCUCCAGGUCCUCAUUGCCUAUUCUAUCCUCUCUUCACCUGACAUUCACUGAAAAUCUGGAGGGUGACAAUGAAGAUAAGUAUUUAAAUGUGUUCCCUGGAGCAUUCAGCACUUGGUGUGGUUUAACAGUGUGCAGUGUUCAGAGUAAGUCCACCUCCCUCCCCUCAGUUAUGUUCUCUGCCUCUAAGCAUCUGCACAUGUAUCCGGCUGGUGGUGGAUUCUGUGCCUGGUGGACAUCUGAAGACAAACUACUCUUUGCUGUGGUCCAGGGACUCGGGAAUGUGAAGUCUACAGGUAAAAUCAAUGUAUGUUCUUGGUACAAAUGAGAACGUUAAAGCAAAGCAAUAUGACGGAAGAACUUAAAUUGAGAGAAUGGCAUUCGAAGAGCACAGUUUCCCCGAUCCACUAUUUCCAUGGUUCCAGUUUCAUGGCAGACAGCACCAAUCUUAUCUGGGUUCAGGUGAUCCUCAUCACAGCAUAUUCUUUAAUUAUUCUACUUGGACUUGUCGGCAACUCUCUAGUUAUCUACAUGAUUCUAAAAUACAAAAACAUGAGGACAGUAACAAACUUUUUCAUAGCCAACUUAGCUGUCGCAGAUCUUAUGGUGGACAGUCUUUGCCUGCCUUUUACCCUGGUCUAUACACUGAUGGACGAGUGGAAAUUUGGAUCAGUACUUUGCCAUUUGUUCCCUUAUGCACAAGCCAUGAGUGUCAAUGUCUCGACACUGACUCUUGUUGUCAUUGCUUUGGAUAGAUACUGGUGUAUCGUAUUUCACUUGAGCAGUCGAAUCUCCAAAAAGUUUAGCCUCUUAAUUGUCACUGUUACGUGGGUGGCAGCUUCCAUUUUUGCGAUUCCUUUAGCUAUUUUUCGAGAGUAUAGGUUUGAGGACUUACCAGCCCUGAAACUUAAAAUCGCUGUUUGUGCUGAGAAAUGGCCUUCAAACAACAGCAGGGAUGCAGCCAUCUACAGCAUCUCUAUGCUUAUUCUACAGUAUGUCCUUCCUCUCAUUGUAAUAUGCUAUGCUUAUAUCAGAAUAUGGUUGAAGCUAAAGAACCACAUAAGUCCAACACCCAGAAAUGACACCCAACAACGAAGAAAAAAUACAACUAAGAUGCUGGUGAUGAUGGUUGUUGUGUUUGCAGUUUGUUGGCUUCCUUUUCAUGUCUUCCAGUUGGCCAUUGACUUGGAUUGGGUACUCGUAUUCCAAGAGUAUAAGCUCCUUUAUUCCAUCUUUCAUGUUGUUGCCAUGUGUUCUACCUUUGCCAACCCUCUCCUCUAUGGCUGGAUGAAUAAGAAUUACAGAAAUGGAUUUCUUUUGGUUUUUGGCUGCAAGAACAAACUGCAAAACAGCCAACCAGAUGGCUCCCUCCGGGGCCAUUCUUACACUUUCCGUGCCACCACGUAUCAUGGUAGUUUUCGAAAUGCUGCAGAAAAUGGACAUCCUCCAGCCCAUGUGUAAAUUCUGAGUUGUUCUUAUAAUCUCCUUCAAUAGCCAGUUGGUUGUCACUGUACAGUAUUUCAUAUAUAUAUAUAUAUAUAUAUAUAUAUAUAUAUAUAUAUAUAUAGCAUCAAUGCUAGAACCCAUUGGAGAGCAAGGUUCAAUGGCUAACACAACUUUAAGGUACAAAACUCCAAAGGUGGUUUAUUGUACAUACAACCAAGUAAAUAUGUCAAUAUGGGGACCAGAUAUCUAUAACUUACAACUAAAAUCUCUUUAAUUUAUUAUCACAUUAAAUCCAUCAGAUUAUUGUAACCAAAUUAUAUCAAGCAAAGGCUACAGUAUUAUUUUAUUUGAAUUAUUUGUGUACAGAAAAUGUAUAUUUUUCAAAUAUUUGGAUGACCUUUAAUAGAGAACUAUUGGUUGCUUUAUUAUCACCAACAAGAGGUGAUUGCUUUUAUAUAUUAACUAUACAUUGCUACUGUAUUUCCGUUAUGUGUGAGCAUUAAAAUUGUGGUCUCUAAAGCUUUUGACUUUGCUAAAUAAACUUACAUACAGAGUCAUAGGAACAACCAUGAAAAACGCAAUACAGUUGUCUCUGCUUUAUACAUGGCAAAGGGCUAUUCAUUGUCAAGAACAGAGGCAAUUUAAAUAAUGAAGUUAAUUUUGUAAUCCUCCCCCUAGUUCCCAGCUUUAGCAAAAUACUCCCAAAAGCAGAGGCCUAGCCAUAAGGGGUGA
This is a messenger RNA of Hyla sarda, 2222 nucleotides long. Its product is annotated as neuropeptide Y receptor type 2-like. Lineage: Eukaryota; Metazoa; Chordata; Amphibia; Anura; Hylidae. Gene Ontology annotation, molecular function: neuropeptide Y receptor activity. The transcript is spliced from 2 exons. The record is from RefSeq and is a predicted model, not a curated record. Gene Ontology annotation, biological process: G protein-coupled receptor signaling pathway. Gene Ontology annotation, cellular component: membrane. Bases 354 to 1505 code for a protein of 383 amino acids.